Molecule: messenger RNA, 2898 nt
Organism: Talpa occidentalis (Iberian mole)
Lineage: Eukaryota; Metazoa; Chordata; Mammalia; Eulipotyphla; Talpidae
Gene: MYO3B
Product: myosin IIIB
Exons: 24
Coding region: 124-2898 (924 amino acids)
Cellular component (GO): myosin complex
Molecular function (GO): protein binding; cytoskeletal motor activity; ATP binding
Source: RefSeq, a predicted model, not a curated record
CCUCCACCUACUUUACUUCACCCAGAAAAAUGGUGUGAGGAGUUCAACCACUUUAUUUCACAAUGUCUUAUUAAGGAUUUUGAAAAGCGCCCUUCCGUCACACAUCUCCUUGACCACCCCUUUAUGAAAGGAGCCCACGGAAAGGUUUUGUUUCUGCAAAAACAACUGGCAAAGGUCCUCCAAGACCAGAAGCAUCUAAACCCUGUUGUUAAAACCAGGCAUGAAAGGAUGCAUACCAGAAGACCCUAUCAUGUGGAAGAUGCUGAAAAAUACUGCCUUGAAGAUGAUUUGGUCAAUCUAGAGGUUCUGGAUGAGGAUACAAUUAUUCACCAGCUGCAGAAGCGUUAUAUGGACUUGCUGAUUUACACAUAUGUUGGAGACAUCUUAAUUGCCUUAAACCCCUUCCAGAAUCUGUGCAUAUACUCUCCGCAGUUUUCCAGACUUUAUCAUGGGGUAAAACGUGCCUCAAACCCACCCCAUAUAUUUGCAUCAGCAGAGGCUGCCUACCAAUGCAUGGUUACUUUCAGCAAAGACCAGUGCAUUGUCAUCAGUGGAGAAAGUGGCUCUGGGAAGACAGAAAGUGCCCACCUGAUAGUUCAGCAUCUGACUUUCCUGGGAAAGGCCAAUAAUCAGACUCUGAGAGAGAAAAUUCUGCAAGUCAACUCCCUGGUAGAAGCCUUUGGAAAUGCUUGCACUGCCAUCAAUGACAAUUCGAGUCGUUUUGGAAAAUAUCUGGAAAUGAAGUUUACACCCACUGGAGCUGUGAUGGGGGCAAGAAUCUCUGAAUAUCUCCUUGAAAAAUCCAGGGUGAUAAAACAAGCAGCGGGAGAGAAAAAUUUUCAUAUAUUUUACUAUAUUUAUGCUGGUCUUUAUCACCAAAAGAAACUUUCUGAGUACAGACUUCCCAAGGAAAAGCCUCCUAGGUACAUAGCUGAUGAAACUGGGAGAGUGAUGCAUGACAUAACUUCCAAGGAGUCUUACAGAAGACAAUUUGACUCAAUUCAUCAUUGCUUCAGGAUUAUAGGGUUCACUGACAAGGAGGUCCACUCAGUGUACAGAAUUUUGGCUGGGAUUUUGAAUAUUGGAAACAUUGAGUUUGCAGCUAUUUCCUCUCAGCAUCAAACUGAUAUAAGUGAAGUGCCCAAUGCUGAAGCUUUGAAAAAUGCUGCAUCUGUUCUGUGCAUCAGCCCUGAAGAGCUUCAGGAAGCCCUGACCUCCCACUGUGUGGUCACCCGGGGUGAGACCAUCAUCCGAGCUAACACCAUUGACAGGGCUGCUGAUGUCAGAGAUGCCAUGUCCAAGGCUCUAUAUGGGAGGCUCUUCAGCUGGAUUGUAAAUCGCAUCAAUACACUCCUGCAACCAGACAAAAACAUUUGUAAUGCAGAUGAUGGGAUGAAUGUGGGCAUCUUGGAUAUUUUUGGAUUUGAGAACUUUCAAAGAAAUUCGUUUGAGCAGCUCUGCAUAAACAUCGCCAAUGAGCAAAUCCAGUACUAUUUCAAUCAGCACGUUUUUGCUCUCGAGCAGAUGGAGUAUCAGGAUGAGGGCAUUGACGCUACCCAGGUAGAAUAUGAGGACAAUCUCCCCCUCCUAGACAUGUUCCUCCAGAAACCCCUGGGACUGCUUGCACUUUUGGAUGAGGAAAGUCGAUUUCCCCAAGCAACUGAUCAGACUCUGGUUGACAAAUUUGAAGAUAAUCUACGAUGCAAAUACUUCUGGAGGCCCAAAGGAGUGGAGCUGUGCUUUGGCAUUCAGCACUAUGCUGGAAAGGUAUUUUAUGAUGCUUCUGGUGUUCUUGAGAAAAACAGAGAUACUCUUCCUGCGGAUGUGAUUGUAGUCCUGAGAACAUCGGAAAACACACUUCUUCAGCAACUCUUCUCAAUACCUUUGACCAGAACAGGUAACUUGGCCCAGACAAGAGCCCGGAUAACAGCAGCCUCAAGAUCUUUGCCUCCACAUUUCAGUGCUGGGAGAGCCAAGGUGGAUACUUUGGAGGUGGUUCGGCAUCCAGAGGAAACCACCAACAUGAAGAGGCAGACCAUGGCUUCUUACUUCCGGUAUUCUCUCAUGGAUCUACUCUCCAAAAUGGUGGUUGGACAGCCCCAUUUUGUGCGCUGCAUCAAACCCAAUGAUGACCGAGAAGCCUUGAAAUUCUCCCGAGAGAGAGUUCUGGCCCAACUUCGCUCCACUGGGAUCCUGGAGACAGUCAGCAUUCGCCGGCAAGGGUAUUCCCACCGCAUCCUCUUUGAAGAGUUUGUGAAAAGGUAUUAUUACUUGGCAUUCAGAGCACAUCAAACACCUCUUGCUAGCAAAGAGAGCUGCGCUGCUAUCUUGGAAAAAUGCAGAUUAGAUCACUGGGUGCUGGGAAAAACAAAGGUUUUUCUCAAAUAUUACCACAUUGAACAGUUAAACUUGUUACUCCGAGAAGUCAUAAGCAGAGUAGUUGUGCUGCAGGCAUAUGCCAAGGGCUGGCUUGUAGCCAGGAGAUAUAAAAGAGUCAGAGAGAAGAGAGAGAAGGGGGCUGUUGCCAUCCAAUCAGCCUGGAGAGGAUAUGAUGCUCGGAGGAAAUUUAAGAAAAUAAGCAACAGAAGGAAUGAGUCUGCUGUUCAUAUACAACCAGUUCUGAGGGACUCCAUUGACCAUAAAAGCAGUCCGCAAGCAGGAUCCAACAAUGGCAAUGUAGAGGCUUCAAGCAACACUCCAGCUGUUUCUGAGAAAAAUCGGCAUUCACAAGCCCAGAGUGCGCCAAAAGGGUGUGAUAUCAUCGCAGGACAUCCAAAUAAGCACUCGGUUUCUGGGAUUGAUUCGCUGUCUUCUUCGACAUACCAUGCUGCACCAGAUUACCAAGGACUAAGUCCCUCGAGGGGAGCCCCUGCAAAACCUGGUAAGAAGAAAUUCUGA